Batrachochytrium dendrobatidis JAM81 is the source of this 3174-nucleotide messenger RNA. RefSeq lists its product as uncharacterized. The record is from RefSeq and is a predicted model, not a curated record. The transcript is spliced from 20 exons. The coding region runs from base 1 to 3174 and encodes 1057 amino acids. Gene Ontology annotation, molecular function: protein binding. NCBI's taxonomy places the organism in Eukaryota, Fungi, Chytridiomycota, Chytridiomycetes, Rhizophydiales.
AUGGGAACUACCUCAAGCAAGUUUCAAUGGAGUGAUGCUGCCUCAGGCACACAUGCAUCACUAACAGACAAGACUGGUCUUCCACAUCUUCAAAGAUCUGUGAAUAAUCAAGAACUUUUACACGAACUUUCGAGGAUGCUUGACCAUUUGUGUAGCACGUAUCCAGUCGAGGCCAAAGCCGAGUUUCGAAAACCAUUGCAAUGGACUUCGUCCUUGCCACCUAGCGCGUUUUCAUCUCAUGGAAGCUCCAAUCUAUGGAUAGUUGGAAAAGGCUCAAAAUGGGUAGUAGCUUCGAAUAUACAACGAUCCGAUGGUCAACCAAUGUUUUCUAUAGAGCAGUCUACAAGUUCCAACGCAACUGUACGUACGGCAAAGGUUUCUUCCGUCGAGUACUUGCAUCGCGCAUUGCAAGUAUCCAUAGAACACAAACUGAGCGAGCUCCAACAACUGGUUGAAGCGAAUCCCGAUCCUUUUCUAAACAUUUUUGGUAUCAGCGAGAAUGGCGGAAAGGGAUUGGUUGAGGCGUUUGACAUUUACAACAACGAGACAGAUUCAAAACGACGAGAGCAGUUUUCAAAGCUGUAUAAGCUUCUUCUUGUUUUAAAUUCAUUCGAUUUGCAGCUGACCAAGACCACUCUUGAAAAUUUGCACAUAAUUCUUAAUAUUCACAAGGUCACCGAGGAACUUCAAAUGCUACAAGCGUUUUGUGGCCAAGAUGAAAAAUUUGCAUUAAAGUCUAUCAACUGGGAAUCAGAUUAUACUUUUGCAAAUGGCGCCAAGGCACCUCCAUGGCGUCAAGUAUAUGGUGAAAUCUGCUAUAUUAUUGUGCAGCCUCAUGAUCAUGAAGAGUUCAUGAUAACAGCCAGCAAGACAGGAUAUUUUAUAAAUAACGGGUAUAUUCCCGAUGAUAAAGGAAAUGAACGGCUUGAUUACAGCCAGUCUUCAGAGCUUUUCAAAACACUUACAGAUCUUUUACGUACCAAAUCAUCCCACUUUGCCUUGCAUAUUGACAAGCAAGAAUAUGUAUAUCACCAGGCUGACACCCAAGGAGGCGCUGGAAUGGCUGUAGCAGCCGAAAAUAUAGAUCACGCUGCAGAUUUUACAGAUGAAGACGAAUUAGGCGAGCAUGGCACCAUUAGCAAUCAUCAAGGAAAGGAUCGUAGGAAUGAAAAAGAUGCCGUCAAAAAGAAUGCCUUGGCCAAAAAAAAAGCACUUGGUCUUUCAACUGAAGAUACAAAGCAUGCUGGAAAGUUCAAGGCAAAAAAGGGAUCGUCUGAAAGAAAAAGCCGAUCGCCUACAUCCAAAAAACGCAUGCAUAAAUCACAAAGCACCGAGAAUGGGGUAUACCAAGACAGUGAUUCUGAGGUAUCUUCGGAAGAGGAGCAGCAGGAAAAGCGUCAAGACAAUGCAGAACUUCCAACCGAAUACUAUCAAAUACAAAAGUUGGUCAAAUAUCUACGUUCUGGAAAUCAAACAGCUACAAUCAUUGCAAUUUGCUCACUUCGCGACUUUGAUCUGAGCAAUGAAUUCAAUCAACUAGCCAUUCGUGACGUUGGAGGUCUUGAAACAAUUGUAAAUCUAUUGGAUACUGAAGAUCCAAAGUGCAAAAUUGGUGCUCUCAAAAUUCUCAAGGAUAUUUCUCAAAAUGGUGCAAGAUCUGCUGUUGCUGAUUUAAAUGGCAUGCAGCCAUUGGUAGAGCUACUUCAAGAAUCGGAUGAAAACAUAAAGUGUCUUGCAGCCGAGACCAUAUCACACUGUGCAAAGAAUGCUCGCAAUCGUAGAUCUGUUCGUCGCUACGGCGGUAUUCGAAAGCUUGCACGGCUUCUCAAAGCCACGCCUGGAUCGUCAGAGGAAAGGGUGGCAAUUGCUGGUGCUUUGGCUCUAGCUACUUGUAGCAAAAGUUCAAAAAAUAAGGAAGCCAUUCAGGCUGCUGGGUCAAUUCCACUGCUUGCAAACCUGCUAGAAUCUCAAAAUGAGCAGCUUUUGAUUCCAGUCGUUGUAAUUCUUCAAGAAUGUGCUUCUGAUGAAAAUUACCCGCUUGCCAUCAGAUCGUCUGGCAUGAUUCGAUUUCUUGUAGAAAAUCUGUCAAGCAAGAAUCAGGAACUGCAAAUGCACUGUGCAAGUGCUAUUUUUAAAUGCGCAGAAGAAGACGAAACUAGAGUGCUUGUUCGCCAAUGUAACGGUCUUAUGCCAUUGGUAAGCCUUUUAGAUAACGUCGCCAAUAAGGAUUUGCUGGUUGCUGCCACAGGAGCAGUUUGGAAAUGUGCUCAAAACCUCGAAAAUGUGACGGCAUUCAAUAAGCUCAAUACGAUCAAAAAGCUAAUUGGUUUAAUGGAAAAUCAGCCAGAAGAUGUGCUCGUAAAUGUUGUUGGAGCUCUUGGUGCUUGCGCUCAAACAGCGGAUGGUCGUCAAAGUAUUCGUGAAAGCGGUGGCAUUACCCCGCUUGUUAAUUUACUGACUGGGACAAAUCAGGCAUUGCUUGUCAAUGUCACUACCGCAGUUGGUGCAUCCGCAUUAGAUAGCGAUAGCAUGGCAGUUAUUGACCGACUUGAUGGCGUGCGUUUGCUUUGGUCACUGUUAAAAUCACCAAACCCUAUGGUUCAGGCAUCUGCUGCAUGGGCAAUAUCUCCUUGUAUUGAGCAUGCAAAGGAUGCCGGAGAAAUGGUUCGUUCGUUUGUCGGUGGUUUGGAGCUGAUUGUUUCUCUCUUGAAAUCGGAGAAUGCAGAGGUUUUGGCUAGCGUAUGCGCAGCGAUUGCCAAUAUUGCCAAGGAUGAGGAAAAUUUGGCGGUGAUUACUGAUCAUGGUGUAGUUCCCAUGCUUGGAAAGCUAUCCAAUACUCGAAAUGAUAAAUUACGAAAGCAUCUUGCUGAAGCAAUUGCUCGCUGUUGUCAUUGGGGAAACAAUCGGGUUGCAUUUGGAUCUGCUAGUGCUGUUGCACCUUUGGUUAAAUACCUCAAGUCUCCAGAUGAGGAGGUUCAUAGAUCGACAGCUCGUGCACUUCACCAACUCUCCAUGGACCCCGAUAACUGUAUUACCAUGCAUGAGCACGGUGUUGUUCAAUUGCUGUUGGGGAUGGUUGGAUCGCUGGAUGCGGCACUUCAAGAGGCUGCUGCUGGAACUAUAGGAAACAUUCGUCGACUGGCGCUUGCUAGUGAAAAAGCCAAUCUAUGCUGA